Sinocyclocheilus anshuiensis is the source of this 1089-nucleotide messenger RNA. RefSeq names its product galanin receptor type 2-like. Gene Ontology annotation, molecular function: G protein-coupled receptor activity. The transcript has 2 exons. Gene Ontology annotation, biological process: G protein-coupled receptor signaling pathway. The record is from RefSeq and is a predicted model, not a curated record. Lineage: Eukaryota; Metazoa; Chordata; Actinopteri; Cypriniformes; Cyprinidae. Bases 1 to 1089 code for a protein of 362 amino acids. Gene Ontology annotation, cellular component: plasma membrane.
AUGAACGCAUCUCAGCAGAUCCACUUCUCCUCCAACUGGAAAGUUGAGUCGGUAAUCAUUUCUGUCAUAUUCUCGAUUAUUUUUUUGGUUGGAACCGUGGGGAACUGUCUUGUGCUCGCGGUUAUCAUUCGCAACGGCCAGAUGAAUUCAAAAAGCACCAACCUGUUCAUCCUGAACCUCGGGCUGGCGGACCUCUGCUUCAUCGUCUUCUGCGUGCCUCUCCAGGCUACCAUCUACACCAUGGACGAGUGGGUAUUUGGACAGUUUGUGUGCAAAGCUGUGCACUUUAUCAUCUACCUGACCAUGUACGCGAGCAUCUUUACGCUGGCAGCGGUGUCUCUGGACAGAUAUCUCGCCAUUCGGUAUCCUCUGCACUCAAGAGAGACCAGAACUCCCCGUAAUGCUCUGACAUCCAUCAGCCUUGUUUGGGCUCUAUCGCUGUUCUUCUCCAGCCCUUAUCUCAGCUACUACCAGCAGAUGGAUCUAGACGGGACCACCGUUUGCAUCCCGGCGUGGAACACCCAUGAUCGUCGAGCCAUGGAUGUCUGCACCUUCAUAUUCGGCUACCUGAUACCAGUCCUCGUUCUCAGCAUCACGUAUGCCCGCACCAUCCGCUACCUCUGGACCUCCGUGGACCCCAUGCAGGACAUGUCGGAGUCCCGCAAGGCCAAGCGCAAGGUGACCAAGAUGAUAAUCAUCGUGGCUGCGCUCUUCUGUUUAUGUUGGCUGCCACAUCACCUGGUUAUCUUGUGCAUGUGGUUCGGCCACUUCCCGCUCAACCACACAACCUACGUCCUCCGCAUUCUCUCUCACCUGGUGGCGUACACCAACUCCUGCCUGAACCCCAUCGUCUACGCCCUGGUGUCUAAACAUUUUCGAAAGGGCUUCAAGAAGGUGUUUGGCUGUGCAUUUCGUAAUCGGGUCAUAAACCGGAUCCACACUGUGCAGCCGGCGCAGACGGUGAGCCUGAUGGAAGCUGCCUCGUGCGAAGGAUCCAAUCAUAACGACGGGUCAAACCGGGGUCGCCUCUGGAGCAAAAGUAGCAGGAAGAUGAUGACGAGUGCCUUCAUGACAUUUAAUGCGACAUAA